Molecule: messenger RNA, 2099 nt
Organism: Stegastes partitus (bicolor damselfish)
Lineage: Eukaryota; Metazoa; Chordata; Actinopteri; Pomacentridae
Gene: tmem9
Product: transmembrane protein 9
Exons: 6
Coding region: 165-737 (190 amino acids)
Cellular component (GO): lysosomal membrane
Source: RefSeq, a predicted model, not a curated record
GUGUGACGACAUUCCGGAAUAAGGAAGGACACAAUUCAUGCGAUCUUUCCUCUAAAUGCGAAGAGUCGCCGAGUAGCUGCUCCUGAAUGCACAACAAAACCCAGAUAUUUGACUUCCUGCUACAUCAGCUCCGCUGUUAAUCCUGCAGACCGUUUUUUGGGGCGAUGUUGUCCAGCAGAGGAGGAUCCUGGAUGUUCGCUGCAGCCGCAGUAGUGACUGUGUUUCUGCUGGAUGCUGUUGUUUUUACACAGGCGAAGAGUUUCGAGGACGUUCGCUGCAAGUGCAUCUGCCCGCCGUACAGAAACAUCACCGGCCACAUCUACAACAGAAAUGUCUCCCAGAAAGACUGUAACUGCCUCCAUGUGGUGGAGCCCAUGCCUGUUCCUGGCCAUGACGUGGAAGCUUACUGUCUGCUGUGCGAGUGCAAGUAUGAGGAACGGAGCAGCAACACCAUCAAGGUAACCAUCAUCAUCUACCUGUCCGUCGUGGGUGCCCUGCUGCUCUACAUGCUGUUUCUGCUACUGGUUGAUCCUCUCAUCCGCAAACACGACCCCUACACCCAGCCGCUGCACAACGAGGAGGACUCUGAGGUCCAGGAGAUGCGUCCGCAGGCAGACAACAGUCAGGCCCGAGGAAACACAGUGCUGGAGAGGGUCGAGGGAGCACAGCAGCGCUGGAAGAAGCAGGUUCAGGAGCAGCGCAAGACCGUGUUCGACCGCCACAAGAUGCUAAGUUAAACCCUCCGGCUGCCGUCAAAGCGGGUUUAGAGUAGGUAACCUCCCUGGGCUCAGCGCUGCAACACUGUCACCAGCUGCACUCUUACAAACCUCUUUGUCUUUGCUCUUCACCUCCAGAAUUUGGGUUUCCACAACAAGAAUUCAAACACACCGAUGUAACAAGCAGAUGUUUAAUAUCUAUUCAUUGACUGUCUGUAAUAACUUUAGCUGAGUUGCAGUUGUAACAAAGAAAAACUGCAUGUUUUGCCUCAUGGCUAAAGGUCAUCUCAAUCAUUUUCAGCAAUUUGCAAAGCAACGGAUCUGGAAUGUCUUAUUAAGUAAGAACUUUUUUUUAUUGUAUUUUGCAGUGGCUGUGAAUAGCUUUCAAGCUUCCUCAUGAUAAUUUUUAAGCUACUUGUUAUAAAAAAAAAAGUUUUUCUUGUAGUGUAAUUUAUAAAGUAACCUCAGAAAGGGUAAGUUCAUGUACCCUGCCUAUGCUAUUGCCAGGCAUUGCAUACGCCCUAGUUUAGCGCUAACAAUUUGUUGCUAUAUAAACCUGGCUUUAUUUAGUGUCAUUUGGGCUUUAAAAAAAAAAAAAACAACCUUUGCCAUUGAUAGCUUCAAGAUCUCCCCAAACUGUGCCUUUUUCUGUCUCUCUCUUUUUGUGGGAAAAUGUGUUGCACCUAAACUCAAAAGGAAAAUGUGUCUCUUAAGCUUACAAAACAUAACAGAUGAUGUUUACCAAGAACUUUUGGUAGAUAACAUGUUUAAAAGUAGUUGAAUUUAAAUCUUUUAUUUACCAGUCAAACCUGAUUUGAAAUGGGUUUGUUCCGUAACAUAGACUUAAGGCCACAUUUCUGUCGUCUAUUUUGCAGCACAGUUUGAUGUGACAUACUUUCCACGCUAAGAGAGAAAUGGGGAAUGGGGGGCAUUAAACAGAGCUUUGAAACCGUCCUCGGAUGAAUCUAAUCUCUGCCAUAGGAGAAUGUCCCAAAUCUGUAAAGCUGCUGAUAAUGCGGUUCAGUGUGUGAAUCAGGAUGCCUGGUGGCUGUGAAGAAGCCCGCGUGUGCAUCAUUAUCUGUCAGUGGAUUCCCCCCUCGCAUCCCGCUACUGAAGCUCCCUGGUGGAGAAUUGUUAAUACAACAGAGAAAGACACACUGACUCACGUUACCUCGUGCACAAUGUGAACUGCUGUAUUUUAUUUAUCUGUCAUUUUUUUUGUUUAUCAUUAAUGUGUGUUUUAUUUUUAUGAUGGGUUGAUUUAAGUAAUGUUUGAUAUCACCGCUAUCAGUGUUUUGUAUGUAUAUUUAUCUCCAGCCCAACUGGGGCGUUGCACUGCCCAUGUUUAGCUUGAUGUGAAAUAAAAAAAAAAAAAACUCUCAA